AUGACGUCGAAGUGUUGUUUGCUGCUGGUUGUCAUGGCAACCGUCACCAGCUCGGUGAUGGGCACCGCCGAGGUGAUGAGCCAUGUCACCGCCCAUUUUGGAAAAGCUCUCGAGGAGUGCAGAGAAGAGUCAGGGUUAUCUGCAGAGGUGUUAGAGGAGUUCCAACACUUCUGGCGAGAGGACUUUGAGGUGGUGCACCGGGAGCUGGGCUGCGCCAUCAUCUGCAUGUCCAACAAGUUCUCCCUGCUGCAGGACGACAGCAGGAUGCACCACGUCAACAUGCACGACUACGUCAAGAGCUUCCCUAACGGCCACGUUUUAUCAGAGAAGCUGGUGGGACUGAUCCACAACUGUGAGAAGCAGUUCGACAGUAUGACGGACGACUGCGAGCGCGUGGUGAAGGUGGCUGCUUGCUUCAAGGUGGACGCGAAGGCAGCCGGUAUCGCACCAGAAGUCGCCAUGAUUGAAGCUGUGAUGGAGAAGUACUGA
This is a messenger RNA of Spodoptera littoralis (African cotton leafworm), 489 nucleotides long. The record is from the annotation of a GenBank genome assembly. NCBI's taxonomy places the organism in Eukaryota, Metazoa, Arthropoda, Insecta, Lepidoptera, Noctuidae.